AAUACCAAAUACCAAAUGUCAAACUAUUAAUUCUCGUUCUCACAAGCUCACAAUUAGUAGAUUGUUAGAAAUUUUCGACAUGGAAUUAUCGACUAUAUUAUUUUUAUUAAAAUUUAUCUCUGUAAAGUAGAAUAAAGUAGAUUUAACAAGUUUGAAUAUGUUCGAGUGUAAUUAUUUGUGAUAUUUUGUUCGAAAUGUGUUUAAGGUUAUAAUUACCGAAACAGUGUAGGCAUAAGAUUUUAAAAUGGCUGAUUUACAAAUUAGCAAUAUUGUCAGUGACAUACUGCGAGUGGAACCUGUUGAGGAAGCAUUUAGUAGUUACCUUGUAUAUAAACCAGAACAAGAAAAUGAGAAAUUAGCUAUGUAUCAAAAGAAGUUAUGCGCAAUGAUAACAAGUCUAAGUGCAGAUUUGCAAGAAUCUGCCAUCAGACAGUAUUUGACUCACACAGCCAUUCAGACAAAUCAAUAUAAAAUGAAACAAUUACUGACUAUACUGGAAAAUUUGGUCAAUACUAACAUCCUCCAAGCACGUAUGGUCUGUGACUGCAUUUUGAGCAGUGACAAUCUAAAUUACCAAAAUGCUGAUUAUUGGAUUCAAAGUUUGAAUCUCAUUAGAAGGAUAAUAGGUGGAGUUGAUUAUAAAGGAGUUAGAGAAAUUAUGAAGGGCUGCCGAGAGAAAGCACACAGUUUACCAAUGAGACUUAACUCAAGCACCAUACCACAGAUGAAGGCAUUGUACAAUGUACUUGAGUAUAUAUUUGAUCGUAAUGCUUCAUUGCUACCUGCAUACUUCAUAGUAACAGAAAUUCAGAAAGACUAUCCUGAUAAUAAUCAUUAUCCACAUUGGGAGUUGGCAAAUCUAUUCACCAGUUUUAUAGAGAGUUUCAGACCUUGCGCCCAAAUGGUGUCAAUAAUCGGUCAUUCAAGUAUGCUACCUGUGGUUGAGUUCUCAGGUUACGCUGACCAUCUUAUUAAUCCCUGGCGGCUCGAUCCAACAACAUUGAAAUUUUCACUAAAAGGAAACUUACCAUAUGAUGAUGAACUGCUAAAGCCACAAAUAGCACUAUUACGGCAUGUGAUUCAACAGCCAUACUCAAGAGAUAUGAUGUGUUCAAUGCUCGGCUUACAAAAACAGCACAAACAGCGCUGCAUAGCGCUUGAAGAUCAACUUGUUGAAUUAAUGAUUUCACCGAUGGAAAAAAAUGAACAAGAAAAUGAAGAAGAUGAAAUGUCCUCCACUCAUUGGUGUUGGCUACAUUUGUCAUCCCAAGUGAUAUAUUUAAUAUUGAUUGGAUUUGCAUCUUUCUCAAACAUUGUUAUGGGUUUGCAUAAUAAACUUACAGGACACAAUUUGAAGAAAGGACGAGAUCAUUUGAUGUGGGUUCUUUUACAGUUUAUAUCGGGCAGUAUUCAAAGACAUCCAUUAUCUGAUUUCUUACCAAUUAUAAAGUUGUAUGAGCUGUUGUACCCAGAAAAGGAACCUCUGCCUGUACCUGAUUGGACAAGAGCACACAGCACACAUCAAAUGGCUGUUGUAUGUAUUUGGAUGCAUUUACUUAAGAAAGCCGAAACAGAACACAAAACUAUGUCGAUGCCUCAGAACUUGAAAGUGCAGUAUGAAUUUCUCCAACAUCUCAUGUCCUCUAAUAAUACGCCAUCAUUAAUGGGAGGAGACUACAGAAUACCUUUACUAUGUAAUGCAUACUCAACAAAACAGGAAUGUUAUACAAGACCAAUGGGAAUUAUAAUUGAAACAUUAUUUGGCAUUCAGAAACCUUUACCUAAUGGUAAUCCCGGUACACCGUUACCAACAAUGCCUUUGUCUAUGUGUAUAUUGGAUAGUUUGACAUUGCACUGCAAGAUGUCUGUUAUACAUUCUAUAGUCACUCAUGUGGCUAAAUUGGCACAGAACAAGACUAAUCUACCCGGCAGUAGUAUGAUGGCACCAGCCCUUGUGGAGACAUACAGUCGUUUGCUUGUUUACACCGAGAUUGAAUCCUUAGGUAUUAAAGGGUUUAUAAAUCAGCUGCUACCAAACGUGUUCAAGUCCCACGCUUGGGGCAUCCUACAUAACUUGUUGGAUAUGUUUUCAUAUCGUAUCCAUCAUAUACAGCCACAUUACAGAGUGACUCUACUCUCACAUCUACAUUCGUUAGCUGCCUGUCCGCAAGCAAAUCAAACUCAAUUGCAACUAUGUUUUGAAAGUACGGCCUUACGUCUAAUUACAAGUCUGGGAAGUUCCGGAGUCCAACUGCAGAUGUCUCGUGUUGUAUCAGAACCGAAGUCACUCGUGUCUUCAGACAGUGAGGAACUCAAUAGAGUUCUUGUACUGACCUUAGCUAGAGGCAUUCAUAUGACAGGGACUGGCAGCGACAGUGCCGCUGUGAAGGAGUUAUUAACAACGAUAAUGGCUAAUACUCCACACAAUUGGUCACAGCACACGUUGCAGUGUUUCCCGCCUGUACUUGUUGAGUUCUUCUCACAGAAUACAGCACAGAAAGAAAAUAAACAGCUGUUGAAGAAAUAUGUUGAAGAAGAAUAUAGAAAAUGGUCGUCUAUGGCCAAUGAUAAUGAUAUAAUAUCACAUUUCUCUGUACCUGUAGCACCACUCUUUGUAUGUCUAUUAUGGAAGAUCAUCUUUGAAACAAAUAGAAUCAAUCCUAUAGCAUUCAAGAUUCUAGAGCGCAUUGGUGCAAGAGCAUUGUCAGCUCAUGUGCGCAAGUUCUGUGACUAUUUGAUGUAUGAAGUGACAAAUCCGGCAGGCGGACCACAUAUCAACAAAUGUGUGGAUGCCAUCAAUGAUAUUGUAUGGAAAUAUAAUAUUGUUACUAUUGAUAGACUGGUUUUGUGCCUUGUCUUACGUCCAAAUCUAGAUGGUAAUGAGAGUCAGGUGUGUUUGUACAUUAUCCAGCUGCUGCUACUAAAAGGAUCAGAGUUGAGGAACAGAGCUCAAGAUUUUGUAAAGGAAAACUCCCCGGAGCAUUGGAAACAAAAUAAUUGGUACGAAAAACAUUUGGCAUUCCAUAGGAAAUAUCCAGAGAAGUUUGCACCGGAGGAGGCAAGUGGUACAUACGGAGGUACUAUACCAGUUUACCUGAGUAAUGUUUGUCUUCGCAUCAUUCCAGUGCUGGAUGUGGUAGUGCACAGACAUUUAGAGAUACCUCAAGUCAGCAAGAACUUGGAACAAUUGCUCGAACAUAUUGGUUAUCUGUAUAAAUUCCAUGAUCGUCCGAUAACAUUUUUAUACAAUACAUUGCAUUACUACGAAUUAAAAUUGCGUGAUAAACCGUUACUAAAACGUAAGUUAGUUAACGCGGUGUUAGGGUCAUUGAAAGAUGUACGACCUGCCGGUUGGGCGACUACAGAAGCCUUCCAGUCUUAUCUAGCCAGACCUGAAGUUGACGCGACCAGUUGGACACCAGAUUUAAAUUAUUAUUUAAGUCUCGUCAAUAGAAUGGUUGACACGAUGACCGGACAAUCACACUUUCCGAACACAGAUUGGCGUUUCAAUGAAUAUCCGAAUCCAUCAGCUCAUGCGUUAUAUGUGACUUGUGUUGAAUUGAUGUCUUUACCAUUCCCACCGAAUGUUGUUGGUAAUAGUCUACUUGAAAUUAUCACUAGUGGGUUUGUCGUAAUACCCACCACAAAGAUACAGUUAUGGGUAAACGCCGUGGGACUUAUAAUGGCCGCAUUACCUGACCCAUAUUGGAAUGUGAUACAUGACAAGAUUUUGGAACUUAUAACUAGUAAUGAAAUAAUAGAAUGGCCAUAUUCUGAAAGUCCGUUCCAGAUAUUCAAUUUGAAAACGACAAAUGCAACAAUGUUGGAGAAUAAAUAUAGUUUGACGCUUGCUUUGGGUCAUGCUAUUUGGUAUCAUGCUGGUACCGGACAGAUUGUUCAGGUUCCUACCUUUGUGAAAGAGAAAUUAUCGCCCGAGAUCCGAACAGAAACGCAACUAUUGUUCCUCUGUCACAUGGUGGGUCCGCUCCUGCAGCGGUUCAACUCUGAUAUAUCUCGUGUUGUGAUGGAUAUUACUCUGACAUUAUACGAGUUACUCGCACAUAUAGAUAAAUUGCAACCUCAUUUGCAAUACGUCGACCCUAUAUGUGACUUGCUUUAUCACAUCAAAUACAUGUUCGUUGGUGAUAUAAUGAAGAAUGAAGUUGAAAAUGUGAUCAGGAAACUACGGCCUGCGUUGCAGAUGCGUUUGAGAUUCAUUACACAUCUCAAUGUGGAUCAGAUAAAUGCUGCAUAGCAUACGGCUGAUGACACUGACUCAACUGUCACAUAGUGUCAAAAAUGAACUAUACUAUUCAUAAUUCACAACUUAUUUUUAAGCAAUCAAUAUGUGAACAAAAUGUUUGUCGAAUAAUACCAACUUAAGGUAAUAGCAUAAUUUUUAUUAUUAAUCGUGGGUUUCUGAAACUAAAAUCCAUAAUUAAAAAUAUAGUUCUCUGUUUUGUAUAAAGAUAAAAGACAGAUAUGACGAUAUUGUACAGAGAUUUUGGUGUCAGAAACCCACGGUAAAUCAGUCAAUUUAUUGUGUGAAUGAAAUUUGUCGAAUAUAUAAUAUGUAGUUAUUUCUAAGCUUAAUUAACUGACAUAGUGAGUAGUUUAGCGGAUGCUGGAGCAGUCUUAUAGGUGGUAAUAUACACCACACGAAUUAAUACGAAUUUGAGUGCCUAUCAUGAAUAUUUACGUCACGAGCCAUCGUAACGUUAUCGACAAAAUAUGAAAUGUUUUACGAAUAUGGUAGUUCCACUAGUUUCAACUAUGGUUAGAAAAACUUUGAAUUUUAAUGCAAUAAAGUUUGAAGUUUUAAAAUACUUUACUAGGACUAUCUAUCCCUAUGUACUUUUUCACAUCAUUGGUUAGAAUCGAUUGGCGCGAAUAGUACGCUUUCGUUACAAAGUCAAGUGUCAGAAUGAUUAGUGAGGGGACAUAAACGUCGAUAUUUUAGUAAGGCUAGUGUUGUGUCAACACACCGGUAAUGUCGGAUUUUUUAUUCCCAACAAUAGUGAUGUGGCAUUUAUUUUAUAUUUAAUGCACUUCAGUUUCUUUGUGUGGUCUUAACCUUAUGGUUAUCGUUAAUUUUACUUCUUAGCUUUGUUUUUUUUUAUUUUAAUAUUACACAUUUACAUACAUUUGAUUCUGUCCAAAAUGAAGUCCUUAGAUUAUUUAGGUUAAUUAUUUGGUAUCUGCUUUUUAUUAUCAAUUUUAGUAUAUGCAUAAAAGUUUUUUCGCAUUUAUAAUUCAUACGCUUAAAAUCACGGUCUUAUUGUUAUAUAUGCAUUUUGCAGCUUUAUCAAAUAUUUUAGUUAUUAAUUUAACUAAUUAAUUUUAAUUUUGAAAUUAUU
This is a messenger RNA of Papilio xuthus (Asian swallowtail), 5357 nucleotides long. RefSeq names its product mediator complex subunit 23 (gene MED23). The record is from RefSeq and is a predicted model, not a curated record. Bases 245 to 4255 code for a protein of 1336 amino acids. Lineage: Eukaryota; Metazoa; Arthropoda; Insecta; Lepidoptera; Papilionidae. The transcript is spliced from 17 exons. Gene Ontology annotation, biological process: regulation of transcription by RNA polymerase II; positive regulation of gene expression. Gene Ontology annotation, cellular component: mediator complex; transcription regulator complex.